CGGAACUAUGUACACAACAGAAUUGCAUUUCAGUAACUUCAAGGAGGCGUGCGUGUGAGAAGGAAUUCAGCAUGAGUGCUACACCAUGAAGUCAAGCCUGCUGCUCGUGCCGCUGGCGCUCCAUGCGUGCUCGUGCGCGAGGAUCCUCGGCAUCAAUCCGACGGCGUCCAUCAGCCACCAGCUCCCCUUCCUCAUCAUCAUGCGAACUCUUGCGGAGAGGGGACACCAUGUCACCAUCAUUACCACCAACCCCAUGAAGGAUCCACCUCCAAACACAACUCAGGUAGAUUUAUCAUUCAUGUAUGAUGUGAAGAAACAACACGACUUCUACAAAAUGUCUCUACUUUCAAAAGAGGAAUUCACUGAGAAGAUGAUACAAGCUGCUAAAAAUAGUUGUGACCUUCAGUUUAAAACUCCCGGUAUAAAGGAACUUCAAUUUGAGAAGAAAUUUGACUUGGUGGUAAUGGAAAUGUACCUACAGUUUUGUUACUAUGGCCUUGUGCAUAAACUGGGGUCUCCACCGGUUGUUGGUAUUUGGUCAGCAGAAAUAUACCCACAGCUACAUCGUAUGAUGGGCAAUCUAGUUCAUCCUGCGUAUAUGCCAGAGCUUGAGACAACCUACACGGACCACAUGACAUUCUGGGAAAGACUUGACAAUACUUAUCAAAUACUAGACGCGUUUUGGCUUGCUAGAAGAUAUACAGCGGCUCAAAAUGAAGUAAUGUGGGAACAUUUCGGAAACGAUGUUCCCAGCAUCUUUGAAUCGCAGUACAAUAUUAGUCUCUUGCUCGCAACAACUCACUUCUCCUCCUCUUAUCCAAAGCCGAUGCAACCCACUGUGGUGCAAAUGACUGGACUCCACAUUAAAGGAAAGCCUAAGCCGCUACCGCAGGAGAUACAGUCCUUCCUGAAUGGUGCGAAAUAUGGAGCCAUAUACUUCAGCCUUGGCUCGAAUGUUAAGAGCAGAAAUCUGCCAGAGUCUAUACGACAAGCACUGAUGGACGCCUUUUCCGAACUUCCGCAGAAGGUCCUUUGGAAGUUUGAGGAUGACUCUCUACCAGGGAAGCCAAGCAACGUCAUGAUCGCCAAGUGGUUGCCACAAGAGGAUGUUUUGUCUCACCCAAAUAUUCGACUGUUCAUCACUCAGGGUGGUCUUCAGAGUUUCAACGAGGCAUCCUAUUACGGUGUGCCACUAGUCGGAAUACCUUUCUUUGGUGAUCAAGCAUACAAUGUGGCAAAAAUGGUCAGCGCUGGAAUUGGAGUCAAGCUGGACUUUCGAACCAUCACCAAACAGUCUGUCCUCCAAGCCGUGCGGACCGUUCUGGAGGAUCCCAGCUACCAGGAGAACGUGAAGCGCUUCUCCGCCAUCUACCGGGAACACCAGAGCACGUCCCUGGAGAGGGCGGUGUGGUGGGUGGAGUACGUGAUCCGCCACCAGGGGGCCCCUCACCUGCGCAGCGCAGCCCUCGACCUGCACUGGUGGCAGCUGCUGCUGCUCGACGUCAUUGCCUUCAUACUGGCUGUAGCGGCCUUGGCGGCGUUUGUACUAUAUAAGCUGAUUCGGUGGCUGUUGACUUUGCUCUCUCGACCUAGCAAACAAAAGGAACAAUGAGACUGUUGCAGUAGCACAUGUUAGCGGUCUGACAGACACCAAGCUGACUACAGAUUGUCUAACAGACAACAUCAGUAUUUUGAAAAAGUAACGUAUGCGGAACAGAAAAAAUAGGUAAAGACGUUGAUUUAGUUAGAAAUCUAUGUGUGAGGUUCAUAUCCUAUUUUUUAAAACAGAUUUCUUAAAAACUUCGAGACAUUGGUCUCUGCAAGGAAAUCAAAUGUUGAAUGUUAUACUUCAUGAAAGAUUGCUUUGUUGAUGAGGUUAACUAAACUUGUGAAAACCGAGAUAUACUUCUAUAGUUCCUUUGAAUGUAUAGUACGAUGUAUCUAGUGUGUAUAUUAUUUAUUACACGAUUUUUACCAUGUU
This is a messenger RNA of Schistocerca cancellata (South American locust), 1981 nucleotides long. Its product is annotated as UDP-glucosyltransferase 2-like. The coding region runs from base 86 to 1612 and encodes 508 amino acids. Gene Ontology annotation, molecular function: UDP-glycosyltransferase activity. The record is from RefSeq and is a predicted model, not a curated record. The transcript is spliced from 7 exons. Lineage: Eukaryota; Metazoa; Arthropoda; Insecta; Orthoptera; Acrididae.